Messenger RNA from Fonsecaea erecta, 1041 nucleotides. RefSeq lists its product as hypothetical. The record is from RefSeq and is a predicted model, not a curated record. Bases 1 to 1041 code for a protein of 346 amino acids. NCBI's taxonomy places the organism in Eukaryota, Fungi, Ascomycota, Eurotiomycetes, Chaetothyriales, Herpotrichiellaceae. The transcript has a single exon. Gene Ontology annotation, molecular function: oxidoreductase activity, acting on the CH-OH group of donors, NAD or NADP as acceptor.
AUGUCGAACCUCAAGCCUCUCGUUCUCCUGACCGGACCAAAUGGGUUCGUUGGAGCUCAUGUCCUCUCCACGCUCAUCAGCCAUAACUAUCGUGUCCGAGGCACGUUGCGCUCCCUUUCCAAAGCCAAUCAUAUCGCCGCCAAAUAUCCCGAAGCCACCAAAUCUGGAGACCUCACCUUCUUUGAAGUACCAGACAUCCAAGCCCCCGGGGCGCUGGACCAGGCUGCUGAGGGGGUCGACUAUAUCUGUCAUGUCGCCAGCCCCUAUUUCAUUUCGUCCUCAGACCCGAUCAAAGAGCUGGUGGAACCAGCUGUGAACGGAACGCGGAAUGUGGUGUCUUCGGCAUUGAAGUCGAAAACACUGAAGAGAAUGACCAUCAUGAGCUCUUUUGCCAGUGUGGUGGACCUCUCCAAGAACCCACGGCCGGGCUAUAAGUAUACCUCAGAUGAUUGGGAUCCGGUCACCAUGGAGGAAGCGGCAAAGGAUGGGUAUUACGGAUAUCACGCUUCCAAGACAUUUGCUGAGCGUGCGGCAUGGGACAUGUGGCGAAGCUCAAAGGAUAAGGGCGAGAUCAGCUGGGAUCUGGUCACAUUCUGUCCGCCGAUGGUUUAUGGGCCCCCGAUCCAGGAGGUGGACGUCGCCAAAGGGGUCGAUGGGUUGAACACGAGCGUCAAGAGACUCAUCACUUCUGUCCAGGGCAAGGAUUCAAGCUUUGCACCGAAGGUCGCGACUCCGGGAUUGCCUGCGUGGGUGGACGUGAGAGACGUGGCGGAAGCGCACUUGAAGAGUUUGCAAUUGGAGAAGGGCGUGAGCAAGAGGUUUCUUCUCUGCGGCGGAGUCGAUUACUUUGAGGAUGGGCUCGCAGGUCUCAGGGCGAAAGGAGAGAAAGGGCUGGGAGAAGAAGGGGUGCACUGUGACCCAAGCAAGCAUUUCAGCAUCGACAGGAGUGAAGCGGAGCACGUGCUGAAACUGGAGUUUACGCCCUUCCAGAAGACUGUCGAGGACACAUGGGAGGCUGUCAAAAAGUUGGGCACGAUUUGA